Pelobates cultripes (western spadefoot toad) is the source of this 7237-nucleotide messenger RNA. The record is from the annotation of a GenBank genome assembly. NCBI's taxonomy places the organism in Eukaryota, Metazoa, Chordata, Amphibia, Anura, Pelobatidae.
AUGGAGGUGAGGACAAAUUCUGGACUUUCUCCUCAUAUCGUUAUUUAAGUGUUUUCAGCUGUAUCAAUCUGAUCAUCGUUGUCUUCUCUUUUAGCCCCUGAUAUACAGAUCCUUCUGGCCACUGCUGGAGAUUAUGAAUGGGAUUUGGCUAACUCAGGAGCGAUGUGUCUGGAUAAGUUUAGUCAGAGUAUAAGGAGCAUUUGAGACUACGGGGGAGGUUUGCAGUUUUGAACUCUCUCUUCAUAUUAUAGACACUGUUUCAGUGUUUUCAGCAGUAUAAAGCAAGCUGAUGAAGUUUCUCUCUUAUCAUGUCUUCUCCUUUAACCCCUGAUGUACAGAUCUUUCCUGCAACUGCUGGAGAUUAUGAAGGGGUCAUGGCAAUCUCAGAGGGGCUCCACAUGGGGGUGGAUUACUUGCCAUACAAAUACCACACAUGGCUGAAGGACCCUCAGAGGAGGAUGUUCGUUGCCAAAUCAGAGGGCAAAGUGGUAAGUUUAAAGGGACACUAUAGUCACCUGAACAACUUUUAGCUUAAUGAAUCAGUUUUGGUGUAUAGACCAUGCCCCUGCAGCCUCACUGCUCAAUCCUCUGCCAUUUAGGAGUUAAAUUCCUUUGUUUAUGAACCCUAGUCACACCUCCCUGCAUGUGACUUGCACAGCCUUCAAUAAACACUUCCUGUAGAGAGAGCCCUAUUUAGGCUUUCUUUAUUGCAAGUUCUGUUUAAUUAAGAUUUUCUUAUCCCCUCCUAUCUUAAUAGCUUGCUAGACCCUGCAAGAGCCUCCUGUAUGUGAUUAAAGUUCAAUUUAGAGAUUGAGAUACAAUUAUUUAAGGUAAAUUACAUCUGUUUGAAAGUGAAACUAGUUUUUUUUUUCAUGCAGGCUCUGACAAUCAUAGCCAGGGGAGGUGUGGCUAGGGCUGCAUAAACAGAAACAAAGUGAUUUAACUCCUAAAUGACAGUGAAUUGAGCAGUGAAAUUGCAGGGGAAUGAUCUAUACACUAAAACUGCUUUAUUUAGCUAUAGUAAUGUUCCUUUAAGGAAAUACAUUAAUGAAAGACUCCUGAUUGCACUUACUGGUUAUCAAAUCAAUGGAAGUGAUGCAUUAGUGACUUAGCAUAAUUUUGUUUGUGAUUUCGAAAGGAGAAACUUUCUUGACAUGAUUAUGGUCUCUCUUUUGUUAGGUGGGUUUUGACUCCUUCUUAUUGGUUGAUGGAGGUAUUACAGCUGUCGUGCAGGGUCUUCGUGUUGCCGAUUGGAUGAGAGGUUGUGGAGUGGCUGGGAUACUCCAAAGGUUUUGCUUUAAAACCUUACGUUCGGACCAUCCCAAUGUCAUCAGAGUUCGUCUGACUAUGGUACAAAACCCACCUGCCACCAUGUUGAAUACGUACCAAAUUAUACACUCCAAGGUAAACUCACUGCAUCUAAACCAUUAUUUCUCUCUAACCUUUUUCUCUAGCUUUUCCUUCAUAUGCUACAUCUUUUGUUGUUCUCUCUGAAAUACAAUUACACAAAUACCACAAGUGCAAACAGGAUACUAAUGGCAAUAUCGAUAAUCUAAACAAAAUAUUAAUCGAAAAUGUUCCAGUCAUCAGGUAUUCCUGUAGAUGUAAAAUGAGCACAAGUUGUAAGUAUGUACAGUAUUAGACUCCUAUGCUUGGACACCAUGGCCUUGCUGCUAUAAGGGUCUAGAACAAGGGUAGGCAACCUUUUAGCAGCACUGUGCCGAUAUAAGAUUGUGAUGUCCUAUUUUUUUUAAAUUGAGGUGCAUAUGCUGCCGUAUUCUGCUUGUGUUAUUUUUACUGUAAUUGCUUUGUAUCGUUGUAUAUGCAAGGCUGUCUUUAAUACUGACUGGACCCUGGGUAAAGCAUUUAUUGGGGUCCCCUGUCCCCCCUCCCCAGGUGUGCAAUCACGUCCUCCACCCCAACGCUGACACACACAGACAUGCUUACACACACAGACAUACUAACACACUCUCACACAGACAUGCUGACACACACACACAAGAAUACUAACACACACCAAAUGUACACUUUAAACCCCACCCUCCAGUUUCCUACCUUGCCUGAGGUGUUGGGAGGUGGGAUCUGGCUCUCUUGGCCAGCCCCCCUCCACUCUGCUUACUCUUCAUUCCCGUGCGCUCCUCUGUUUGUGGGAGGAAGUGAUGCACGGCCGUCCCUUCCUCCCAGCCUGCUGCCGAAAAGCAAGGGGCCCGUUCGCACUGUUAAAGCGCCUCAGCGCGCGACCAGACCCCUGCUGACAGAAGCCCACCAGGUGGCCCUUUGUGCAUGGGUCAGCCGGUGGGCCUCCUUAGUGUGCAGAUUACCGGCCAGGGGGUGAGAAAUAGUUGAGGCCAGUGGGGCUUACGUUUUAGCUGCCCCAUUUACCCUGUGUUAAAGACGGCCCUGCGUAUAUGAGCUAUUAUAUUGUAUAUGUUCAUGAGUAGUUUAUGGUAUUGUGUAUGAUACAUAUGAAUGUAAGCUGUGUGUGUAUAUGUCACAUUGUGUGUCUGGUAGUGUGUGGGGGCUUAUUGGGGUAUUGCAUGUGAGAGGCUGCAUGUGGGGUUGUGUAUGUGGAUUGUUAGUGGUGUUGCGGAUUGUGUGUAUGUUUGUGUGUGGGCUGUUUAUAAUAUUUUUGUAUGAAGGGAGGGUUAUUCUGCAGCUCUGUGUAUAUUUAGCAGUGUGGGUGACUUUCCUGGCUUCCAGUGGGGACCAGGCUGGCCAGGUACAGGUCAAGGACAGGAGCUGCAACAGCAACUGCGAGCUGCUCUACUACUGUGUAGAUUCCGAUUCACAAGUGCUGGAAUGAAGUGCUCUGAGAUCACUUCCUCUACGUGCUGCAAUGCAUAAAUUGAGGAUUGUCCUUCACCACCUUUUCGGAUUAGCAGAUAUCUGAAGUUUCACUGGGACUCCUGAUAGGCCAGAGUGCGUGUGGUUCUAGCAGCCUUGAGUGCCGUGCAAAGACACCUGGAGUGCCGUAGGUUGCCUAUCCCUGGUCUAGAACAUAGUUUUUUCUUUCACCUUUUUAUUGUGCAUGUUUUAGUUGCACUCUCAAACCCCCCGGGUUUGCUCAGGAUUUGUAUAUAUUUAUUUUUCUUCUUACAAAAGAUAAGCUUCUAUGUCACUUCUUCUGUAUUUGUAUUUUUUUUUUACAUUUUCAGAAUCUUCUCCCAUGCUGAUCAUAUUUAAUAAUAAUCACUGUAUCAACACUGCUAAACAAAAACCUCAUCAUGUGAAAAGAAGGCAGGAACAUUUUAAACAACUGUCAUCUGUUUUUGUUUUUUUUUUUUUCUAAUUUUUAUUUCAUAUGUAUUAUCUUGUAGUGUACACAUAUAAGUAAAUAACUAUUUUCAGUACAUCUACUGGAUUACCUUUUUCUAUGAAGGGGCGACCAUUGUUAAGUGCUCUUUGGUUGAAAGAUCCACUUAUCUGACUGCUGACCAUGGACAAUAUCAAAAAGGCACAAAUGCAUCCUGGCACCAGGAAGAUAGCACACCUCUUUAUUGAAGAUUAAGACACAGUUAAAACCAUGAUUCCAAAGGCUUUGAAGUAAUGUAUGGCUCUGCUGUAUUUUUAAUUUUUAUGUUAUUUUAAGUGAUUUCCCUAUCCUCAUUUGUUUGCAGGGCACUUGUCCUACUCUUACCCCCAUUUUACUUGCUUUUGCAGCUCUCUAGCACUUUCAAGGAGUUUUUUUAAAGAGGGAUUUUUGUGGCCAAAAGUUUAGGUCCCCAUUGACUUCAAUGGGAUUCGGGGUCAAGUUUGAGCCCGAACCCGGACUUUUUUUUUUCCAUAGUUUGGCUGAACCCGCCGGACCCGAACAUCCAGGUGUCCGCUCAAAUCUAUUGGACAGCAGUUUUGUCUGUUUGCUAACGUAUAAACAUUAGGUGGGUAGAAUCUCUCUAUAGUUACUGAAUUCCUUUGCAAAAAUCUAGUGGUAAGAUGAAAUCAGAUUGGAGAUAAGAACAUUUGUAAAGGGGAGAGAUCAACUAAACUGUCGAUUGGCUAUAGUGCAGACUAUAGCAGGGAAUAACUGGGUGAGGAGUGAUUUUAGGAAAAAAUUUAAAUAAGCAGGUGAGUAUAUUAGAGUUUGGAGGCACUGAUAAACACAGGCAGACAACAAUCAAUAUAACCUUCACAGCCGAUCACCUGCUUAUGCAGUGCCUUCAGGGGGACUGCCUGAGCUCUCCGGCUCUCCCCUAAAGCCUUUAAAAACGUUUUCAAGUUAAAAUAAAGCUUUAAAACAUUUUAUAAACUUAAUAAAAGUACUUAGAUCAUUAUAUAUCUCUACGUACUUUUAUAUGCACAUACAUAAAACUAUUAUUCCAAGUGUAUUUUAAUAUUCAUAUAUAAUUACUAAAAUAAAAUAUUUAAAAUACACUUAGAGCCCCAAUUAUGCAGAUACAAGGGCAGAGUGGGAGUCAGCCAUGGACACUGAUUCAGUAAAUACACUCCAGUGGUGCAUAUUUAAUUUGUUUAGUUUGUUUUGGAGGGAUCUGGGGUAUAUAUUCUCUUGUCUGCACAUUUGUUACAUGUUACCUGUCCUGAUAAAAGUUCCAUGUUGGAGCUGAAACAUUGAUAUAUUAUAUGGAAUAAAUAAAAGCCAAAUUUUACUACUUCAGCACCGGGCACUACAAAAGUCUUCUUGGAGUGUGUGUGUGUGUGUGUGUGUGUGUGUGUGUGUGUGUGUGUGUGUGUGUGUGUGUAUAUAUAUAUAUAUAUAUAUAUAUAUAUAUAUAUAUAUAUAUAUAUAUAUGUAUGUGUAUGUGUAUGUGUAUGUAUAUAUAUAUAUAUAUUGUAGAAAUUUGAGACGUCCGCUACAAAAAAUACAAUUAGUAUAUAUUAAAGGAGGGAAUUACAGGAAAAGUGCUGCUCAGAUGGGCAAAGUAACUAAACAGUGAACUAGUGAAAUAUAAAUAUAUUUUGAUAAAGGAUGGAGAAAAAAUCAAAUAAAAUAAAGUUAUAUACUAAAGUCCACAAGCAAUGUCGAUAUUAUUGGUACAAUGGUUGAUAGCCAAAAAAAAUUGCAUCAAUUGGUAGCAAAUAACAGUCCAUAUAAUAACAUACUGUAGAUGUGAAUAGCAAAUGUCUGUAGUAAAAAUGUAUCAGAUCUCUAAAUCACAGGAUCUUGUUACUGAUAAGCAGGAGAUGGAUAACUUUGGCUGAUAUAGUAUAACCUACAUAGCAUUGAACAGAAAAGGUAUAACGUCCCUUACAGAAAUAAACAAUACCUGCCAUAUAGCGGUCUCCUGUAUUGGGUGAUGUCUUGAAAUAGGAUCUCUGGAAUAACAGGCAUAUAACUGGAAAUGCAGUACUAUCGCUUUGUAUGUCUCCUACAUCCUCCCAACCCCUUUGCGUGUCUAUCUCCCCCCAACCCCUUUGUUUGUUUUGUUUUUUGUUUUUUUGUCUCUUUUACUCCCAGGCCCCUCUCUGUGUCUUUCCCCUCCCACCCCCAGGUCCCUCUCUGUGUUUCUCUUUCACCCCUUCCUCAGCCUCUGUGUGUCUUACACUCCCCCAACCCUUAAUGAUCUUUCACUCUCCCCUGUCCCUUAGUUCUCUCCCCUUGAUCACUUACUGCCCUCCUGUCCUUAGCGAUCUCCCCUUCUGUCCCUUAGUUCCAUCCCCUAGUUCUCUGCCCUGCCCUCUGUCCCUUAGUGAUCUUUUCUACCCUCCUGUCCCUUAGUGAUCUAUCGUACCUUCCUAUCCAUUAGUGAUCUCCCCCGUCCCUUAGUGAUCUCUCCCCCCCCCCGUCCCUUAGUGGUCUCUCCUCUCCUCCCUCCCCUUUCCUUAGUGGUCUCUCCUCUUCACUCCCCCCUGUCCCCCUUCUGUUAGAGUUCUCCCCCCUCACCUGUCCCUAGGUGGACACUCCACCCUCUUCCCUGGUGGUCUCUCCUCUCCCACCCCCCCUUCCCUGGUGGUCUCUCCUCUCCCCACUAACCUGGUGGUCACUCCUCUCCCCCUUCCCUGGUGGUCUCUCCUGUACCACCCCCCCUGUUCUCUGGUGGUCUUUCCUCUCCUCUCGUAUCUAUAAUUUGAUUUCAUCUUACCACUAGCUUUUUGCCUAGGAAUUCAGUAACUAGAGAGAUUUUACUAGGGAUUCGGCUUUUUAAAAAAAAAAAAUAUUUUAUUUUAGUUCCCCCACGUAAUGAUUAUACUCUGUUAGCAAACAGAUAAAACUGCUGUUCAAGUGUUCUAUUUUGAAGAAUAGGCGAGAGUCUGAUGGGGUUAGGCACUAGCAAGUUGUUUCAAAGGAGUGGAGCUGCCCAAACGAAGUCUUGCAAGUUCGAGUUAGCAGUAAGUAUUAGAGCAGUAGACAGGAGAAGGUCACUAGUCGAGCCAUACUACAAUAUCCACCAUGUGUAGCACACCAUUUAAAACGUAAUAAUUGAAAAUGCCUAUGUUUAUUCGGUUUCCCUAGGAACGUUUUAUGAAGCCACUUUGCUCCUUUUUUCAGGGAGUUACCUGAGAUGGAUAUCUAACAAAAAUUAUUUCUGGUCUCAUUGCUAUUUUCAAGGUGUCCUUCUUGCCCUGAUUUCUCAUUUGUCUCCUGCAGGCUGUUAUUUCUGCUGAGCAGUUGGAGGAGGCAGUCAAGAUUUUGGAAUCUCGAGUAUCCGCUACAUGUGAUCAUUGCAUUCCUCCUGUCUUCCUUCAAUAUUCUGAGGUGCACAAUUUGUUUCCUGGAUGUCUUAAAGAAGAGGAUCUUCUUCCUGGAGGCUUCCUCAUGCAAUCCUGGCUGCCAAUUACCACCAAUAAAGCCAAUCUUGAUCUAAUGCAGCGCUGGAAGGUCCAGUGGCUCUGCUCAUACCCAUUUGAUGCAUUAGGGGAAGUCACUAGAUCCUCUAAAUUGCAAGGUAGCUCUGAUGUCAAUAAUGGUAUAAGAAAAACGAAACAAUCUGCAAGCAAAGAUGACCUCAUUGCUUUUACUACUCCUGCAUCAUCCAAAGGUUUUUUAGGCUUCCUCAGCCUUGGAUCCCCUAUGUUUCCAGUGCCCUUAGGUGAAGGGAAGCACCGCCUGGAUAUAGACUUAUUUGGAACUGACCUGUCUUUUGCCAAAAUUCAUAUACUAUACCAGUUAAAGGAGGCUGUGAAGAAAUUGCCCACUGGGGGCAGUAUUGUCUGCUUUGUGUACAUAGAGGAGAGGCUACAUGCUGGACUCAAUGACUUUGUCAAAGGAAUCACUCCAUUCAAAAUCUGCAGGCAGCAACUGGUUCUAGAAAUGGACCUCACAGCUAUUACGAUCUCAUGA